AUCAUUCUUCCUUCACAUUGCGGCGUGCGUUUUUUUGCAAGCAACAUAUAGAACAUAUCGCCCCGUUGAAGAGUGCGUGUUUUCAUUCACAAAUUCGUACCCACCGGUAUAUCGAAGCCAGCGGCAGCGAACAGGGAAAGCGGGGGCUAGGUGUUGAAAAUUGAUUUUUCCCAGUCGGACGGUUUGCUAGUGCGCUAUCCGGAUUUUCACAGGUUGCUUGCUGAUAGUGCGGUAGAGCCACGUUUCUUGUUCUAAUAUUCAGAGAAGAAAAGCAAAUGGAUGCGCUUUUCGACGAAGUCGAAUCGCUAGAGGCGAUUCUGAUGGAGGAUGUUACCAUUACCCGGAACGAAAGUGGAUUCCCGGAGCUGAUUGAAACCACCGUGUUUCCUACCGUUGGCGAAGAGCUCGACAGCCAGUACGUUUGCAUUACGUUGCAGGUACUGCCGGUGGUUGGCUAUCCCGACGAGAAACCAAACAUUAAAUUGAAAAAUCCUCGCGGUUUAGAUGAUCAUAUCAUCAAUAAAAUAGAGUUGAGCGUCAAACAGAAACUAGACGAAUCGGUCGGUCAACCGGUGGUAUUUGAUUUGAUUGAUAUCAUUCGGGAACAUUUGACCGAAAGCAAUCUGCCUUCGGGGCAGUGCGUGAUUUGUUUGUACGGUUUCCAGGAGGGAGAUGAAUUUACGAAAACCGUUUGCUACCACUAUUUGCACAGUCACUGUCUGGCGUGCCAUUUGAACGCUUCGAAGCGUAACUACGACGAGGAGCUAUCCAAAAUGCCAGCUUGGAAGCAGAAGGAGGCAAAACCUUACCAGGCACUCUGUCCGGUUUGCCGAGAACCGAUAGACGUGGAGGUUGAACCGUUGGUAAAGUGUAAACCUCCAAUCGAGCUGGCCAACGCACCCCGAUUUCAGCUGACUGAUGAGCUGAAGUCGCUGCAGGCACAAAUGACCCGACUUUAUUUGCACCAAAAGAGUCGCGGAGGAAUUAUUGAUUUGGACGCGGAGGAAGGCAAUGUAAUUGCGAUUGAAACGGAGAACGCCAAUAGUGAGUCAUCAAAAAGCACAAAUGACGGAGCUCAAGAUGGAAGUGUAGCAGAUAACGGAUCGGUGCCGCCAGUUACGGCAUAUGCGAAGCAAAACAGUACUUUUUCGGGAGGGAACAGCUCUCGACAUCACUCCGGGCCGGGUACCGGAGGACAUAGAAACUCGCACGGCACUCAUCAUAACCACCGAGCCGUGCGCCAUCAUAAUACUCCUACAGCGCCUGUUGCUGGAGGUGGCGUGGGCUCUAAUUUAAGCGAUGCGGGCGUCGCUGAAACCGCACAGUCCACGCAUUCCCACCAUCCGUUCCAUCAUCGAGGGGGACAUAGGCAGCGUCGUGGUCACCAUCACCAUCAUCACCAUGGUCAUCACCAUCGUGGUUCCGCCGCUAGUGGUGCAGGUUCCACCAAUGCUGGUCAGAAGAACUUAAACAACCCAUGCGGAUCCGGUGCUAGGUGACAAUUGUUGCCCCCGGAAUUAGAAUGCUGGGGCACGAUGCAGCUCGACACAACACUGUGGAACGGACUGCAUCGAAUGCUUUCAAACUGUGACUUGUCACGACAGUCACAACAACACCGCUUGCCGAAGGGCGAUGUUUCUACACGAACACAACUGUUGCUGAUAUAACAUCCGCUAAUAACACAAAGAGGUAAGCCCACAUUAACCCUUGUACCCCUCUUGCAGGACCUUCUGUUCAAUUGGUCCGUACAUAAUCGUCAUAGUAAUAUCGCUAUUGAAUUUAUUGCUGCUCCAUCGGCAAUCCUAUCUACAAAGGAUACCACUAGCACUAUUUUAACCCUUAAUAGUGAUGAUAUCUGCAGCAGUACUAAUAAUAGUAAUAGUAGUCGUAGCAAUAGUCCUAAUUGUAACAGUCGUUCAAAUUUUACUGUCACCGUUUUGACCGCUGGAAAGUCUGCACUCAACCAAGGUACAAUACGACUGAUUAGAAUAUCGUCUAUCACCUCAGUGCUUCAGUUGACACUUAUAGUUAUAGUUUUAGUGAAUUUAUUUCUCAAACGAAUCGAUGUGUUCUGCUGCUGUUUGUUGUGGACGAUGCUAGGUUUACGCAGUAAAGUUGAAACGUGCAACGAAGGUGACGAUUCGAGUUACUCGUUCGGUAAGAAGAUGAUUCGAUCUAGCAGGUUGCGAGGAGUAAGAAACUAUUUGGUAGUGAGAUUUUUUCAGUAGCUAGGUAUUGAGCAUAAAAAGGAAUAUCUCUGUGUGGGAUAUUCGCGUGAAAAGAGCAUCAGACUUAAUUUUUGGACGAAAUGUAGUAGCGUUAUGUGUCGUUUUGUCGAGUAGAUUUUUUAAUGAAUGGAGUUAAUGCGUUUGAUAAGAACUUAUACCAGUGCCAUAUGGUUUUUAAAAUGAUUUUUUUACAUAACUAUGUUAAGUCACGUAAUAUGUUUAAUUUCUCUCUGUUCGUAUCAACGGAUCAGAUUGAUGUGAUCAAUUUUAAAGUCGUAAUUCAGUAAACGCAUUGAACAGCUGUGUCGCUGUGUCCUACAAUGAACACAAUCGUGAUAACCAAGAUAUUCAUCGGUUUAACAGCACAUCCUUACUUGCAUCCACAUCCACAUCCUAACCGAAAUGAAUCAGAUUAAUAAACGAAUUUAGUGUAAAAUUUUGGAACACAGAUUGCGAUCGAAUCUAUUUCAUUCGAGCUCAGAUUAGGGAAUUUGAUUAUUAUUAUUCUGAUCGAAACGUGUAAUAAAAGUGAUUCUUUGUUCCUUCUAUUUUAAUUCGUGAUUUUUGUAGCUUAUUGGGGAACGCCGGCAGCGUUCAAUACAUAUUUCAAAACAAGUUGCGGCAAUUUUAUUAAUGUUAUUACAAUCGAUGCUGAUAGCAUUAGCUGUUCGUUACUGUUCAUCGUACGAAUGCAUUUUGUCAAAUUGUCAAAACUGACCACGUUGGGUAGCAUCUAAACUGUGUUUUUGAGAUCGAGUACUUAAAAGCAGAGUCGUAGGUGGUGGUUGCCAAGAUUAGUCCCCACCAGGGGCGUUAACUCUUGGGGGUGCCGAAACGGACUUGAAAUUCAGUAGCCUAUGCAUUAAAAAUGGAUUAAUUUCGGAUGGUGUGGAAAAAAACUAAGAGAGAUGAUGCAGUGAAUCAAGUUUUCCCCAAAUCCGACGUUUAUGAAGCCUUAUACAAAAAUAUUUUGCCUACCAGUUGGCUUCGAGGUAUGACGCUGGCCUAAUAAGCCAGUCGUCGUAUGUUCGAAUCUCGACUGGGAGAGGCUGUAAGAGUGAAUAGGAUCGUAGCAACUGACCCUGCAAUUGUCCUGCACUCUAACAGCUGGCUGCGAAGUCUGUCCUAUAAAAACAGAAGGUCAAUUUUCGAUAACGGAAUGUAGCACCUAGGCUUUGUUUUGCUUUUUUACAUAAAUACUUUAGUGUUAGGUGGACUUACGUCUCUUUGUCGUACCCUUAGCGGCAAUUUUCGGCAGGUUCAUACUGUUUAUCUUCCCGUUCACCGCAAGCCCCGAAGGAUAGAACAGUGGCUUGAAUAUUCCCUUCUUGCCACAGAACCUUCUUCGACAACGGUGUGCGAAAUAUAUCUGACAUCAUCGCCUACCUUCUCGGUGGGAACAUGCGCCACUUAUGGCCCAUUAUGACGCGUUGCCGGAGAUUCACCAGCACCGUCAGCCGCCCCUUCUGGGUGAUUGCUUGCUGCUCAGAAACGGCCGGACUCGACUGACAAACGAAGAUGUGGCUCCAACUCUCUACUCACGGGUCGAGAUUCACUCUGCCUGAUCUCUAACUGUGUGCUGGAGGGUGGGCUGAAACAAACGGAGAUCCGAACAGUAAUGGCCAGUAGGAUGGCUGUGAAAUUGCUCAAACAAUCUAAAAAUAUAUAACGUCGUUACUCAAAAGUUGCUGAGUCUCAAUAAGAGAGAUCUCAGUAAGCUUACCGGUCUUGCGACAGGACAUUGUCCGAGUAAAUAUCAUCUUCGGAAUCUCAGUUUCGUACAAGAUGAUAUUUAACCUCGGAACACUUGCUCUGCAAUCGUGGAGCACAAAUAGUACGCAGACUGCAGUAUCUCAAAAAGGGGAGAUCUAGUUGGCGUCGCCGAUCAGGGUACUAGGUUCAUAAACCAAGUCAUCCCUGAUUGGCACAUGUCUCGCUCCAGCUACCAGCCUGUCACUUCCUCAAUAAGUGAUAGGUAAGCUUGAAGCGUAUAGUAAAAUAAUAAAACGGGGCAUAUCACAAUACUUUAAAAUAAUGGACGCAGUGGUAAGAGUACCCAACAGAGGAGAAGAAGAAGAAGAUCCCUUAUAAACUUACCAUGGUUUGAAAUCCUCCAGCAAACGUUUUGUAGCGCUACGACGUCGAACUUACGGCUGUUCAAUACGUCGGAAGGCACUCGAGUGCUUCCUUGGAUGUUAAAAGACCGGCAGGUCUCCAUCUCGAGUUUCUAAUCCAUAGUCCAUUUUCAUUGCAUUGAUCUAUUUUGAUGAUCGGCCGGCCGGGGUUCAGACGCCGUUUUAAGCCGCUGCUAAUAAGGAGAACAGACGUUCGGAAACUCAAUACAACCCCCCUCCCCCUCUCUACCAGCAUACGACCAUGUCUUUAUCGGGGAUGGUUCUCUGAUUAUUCCUAACUAGUACUGCGUACAGGCAAGAAUUGGAGUCGCUAGGCCUAUAAGUACUCGAGGCGCCGCCCGCUGGCACGCAUUAUCCAGCUGUUUACGAACCAUAAACCAAUGGCAUAAGCUGCUUUAAAUGUGCUAACUGUAACAGAUCCGUUGUUAGCCGACCAACAUUGCGAACCCAUUGCGAUGGACGUAGAAAGUUUCAGGAAACCGGCGAACAAGUUGAAAGCACUCAUCACCGAUACCGAGCAGGUUUUAAACACACCUGACCGACGGUUUGUGAGUUUUCUUAGUUCCAUAAUAUGUUGAUAUGACUUAUAAACGUGAGCACUAGCGCAGUAGUUAACCUGGCUGCCGCAAAGGUUUAUUGAUAAAUCUUUCGUCAAAAGAGUGAUAAGGAGCGAUGAAGUGGCAUUCUCCAGCGUUGUGUUCGUUCGAAGGAUUAUCAGAUCUACCUAUUAAGUGGCUGGUCGUGAGUUUGUUUUACGACAAAACAUUUAUGACAGUUUGCAGGCCCAUUGGCCCCUGUACAUACACGACUGGAUGGUUGGUGAACACUAGCUGCAAGAGCAGCUCUGUAGCAAGGGUUUCAAAAAUUCCACAAUAUCAAUUUUUGUGUCAGCUUCAAGAAGUUUUAGUUUCUACACUCUAUGUUACUACGGCUUCAAUUUUGUUUUGAUAUUUUAGGACCAUGGAGUCAAGCACUGGUUCUAGGGACCCAUCCUGAGUAACUAUUUAAGUUUGAUUGCAUUCUUACUUUGGUUUUAUGGUUAAUUUUGAUAAUACCAUCAUAAGUGUGCAAUAAAACCCACAAUAUUACUUGGAAUAAGCGGAUGAAAAAAUCUGAACUUGCAGGUUCUGAUCUCUUAGGUGGUGAUGAUCGAAGACGUAUUUUUGUAUUCUAAAGACAAUUCGUCAAUUUCCCAAAUUUUAAACAUUCUUUAUUUGCUUUAAUUGAGUUGAAGAAUAUUCGUCUCGAUUCUGCAUUUCAAUCGGGCUCGUUCCGAUCAGAAACGUCCCGAUCGACGUGUGUUAUAGCAUACGAUGUAUUCCGAUCGAAGCGCAAUUUCUUAUCGGAUCCGGCUCCGAUCGGUAAGUAGAAUAGAGGCGAUUAUUUCCAAGACCGUUCAAAUCGAAUUAAUGGUACUUACUAAUGUUGGAUAAAAUCCUAGAGAAGAACAGGGAAUGUGAAUAAUUUCAAAAGUGAUUGUUACCAAAUGCAUCCGUGCUCCAUUCUUAAGCUAUCUAACCAUCGAUAUUGGCGACGUUUUUGAUCUACCAUAGAAAAAAGCAGGGCAAACGCAGAUUGUGAUGUUACUUUUAAGUCAAUGCAUUAGUUAAUCCUCAAGGUGAGUGUCUUUACUAGGUUGUUGUGUUCCACCUAUGAGCAACUCUCGCAAACUUUCAUAGGUUCGUUGUAAAUAGUUGCAAACAUUUUAUAUCGGUUUUUAGUAUAACACAAAACGAAUGAUAUUCUAAUUCAUCGAAAGGGUGAGAUUUGAGAUAACCGAUGACGCACAGAUGCAGAAUUUUGGAACAAAACGGCAAAAAUAAAAGCGGACUCUAUUAAACCAUAAAUAUUUGGAAAUAUAAUCUACUCAACUACAUUCCCGGCAUGUUGCGGAAUCCACAUAAAUGUGCGCAUGAUUGUAGUAUAAAUUACUCUUGAUGACCAUUUAAAGACAAAAUAUUGAAUCCAAUCAGUAAAAGAAAACAUAGUCACUCGUCAACGCAGUUGACGUUUUUAAUUAAUUAAUCGUACAUUAAUAUUUCGGCAAUUAAUCGUACAUUAAUAAAUACAACCUAAUAACGCUUGCAUAGCGUGCCAAAAAUCAAUUCGAAUUUGUACUGUAACAGAAUAAUUACUGUAUAGAAGAGGAAGCUUACAUAAAGGAGACAAAACUUAUCAAAGGAUCGAUCGAUCCGUCGCGUUUUAUGGCCAGUGUCUAUUCGUACCGUAUUUGCAAACUAAAAUAUAUGACAAACCAAUUUAAACCACAAGCAAAUAAACCCGAUAGCCAUUACUAAUUCCGAGCAUGAUGAAUAGCAUACAUAAUAGUAGUCGUACGUAGAUAUCUGAUUCUGAUGUAAUUUCAAUGAAAUGAAAUAAACUUUAGACGGUUGCUGCUGCAGAGAACUAAGGAAAACCAUAUGUGGCAUACACGAGAAUUCACGAAA
This is a messenger RNA of Sabethes cyaneus, 6810 nucleotides long. RefSeq names its product E3 ubiquitin-protein ligase RNF25. Gene Ontology annotation, cellular component: nucleus. Gene Ontology annotation, biological process: protein ubiquitination. Bases 276 to 1499 code for a protein of 407 amino acids. The transcript has 4 exons. The record is from RefSeq and is a predicted model, not a curated record. Gene Ontology annotation, molecular function: protein binding; ubiquitin protein ligase activity. Lineage: Eukaryota; Metazoa; Arthropoda; Insecta; Diptera; Culicidae.